AUGGCCCGAGGGUCAAUUUCUAAGCGACUCCGAUCCAAUGGGGCGGAGAUCUUUAGAGGUGUCUCUAGAGUAGCCUCGAAUGUGGCAAAAUAUUGGUUAGAGGCUACGGAGAGGAUUAUGGAUGAUCUUGACUGUACUGUGGAACAGAAACUGAAAGGGGCAGUGUCGUUACUGCAAGACGAGGCUUAUCAAUGGUGGCUCACUGUGAGGGAAGGUACACAAGCUAAUCGUCUGACAUGGGAUUUCUUCAAAGCAUCCUUCCAAGGGAAGUAUGUGGGUGCAAGUUAUGUGGACGCCCGAAAGAAGGAAUUUCUGAACCUGACCCAAGGGAACAGGACUGUGACGGCUUAUGAGGCGAAGUUUUUGCGGUUGAGUCGUUAUGCUUGUGCACACUGUGUGUGGUUCGAAGAUGGACUUUGCAAUGAAUUGGGAAUUCUGAUAGCUCUACAGAGGGAGCGAGACUUUACUACCCUUGUCGAGAAAGCAAAGAUUGCUGAAGACGUGAAGCGCUCUGAGUGCCAGAACCGAGAGAACGAUAGGGGCAGAGUUAAGAUAGAAUUUGGAUCAUCAAGUUCUGGAGGUAGGCCUUUUAAGAGGGCCAAGUUGGAUGGGCCAGUUCAAGCUAGAGGUCCUGUUGCUGCUAUAAGACCGCAACCCUAUGCUGAUUGUGGAAGAUCUCAUUUGGGUGAGUGUUGGAAAAAGAUUGGAGCGAGUUUCAAAUGUGGAUCCAUAGAGCAUCAAGUUAGGAAUUGUCCUCAGAGGCCUACUCAGAUGCAAGUCAUAGUACAGGGUCAUGUUGAACCUGGAAGGGGUGGUCAGCCUUUGAGAGGUCGUGGACUGGCUAGAGGUGGAAAUGGGUUUGGACUAGGACGUGGCGCACUGGGCAGGGGCACAGGUAAUACUGAGGCAACACAACCAGCCUUGGUUUAUGCUGCUCGUCGCUGA
Gossypium arboreum is the source of this 945-nucleotide messenger RNA. RefSeq lists its product as uncharacterized. The transcript has a single exon. The record is from RefSeq and is a predicted model, not a curated record. Lineage: Eukaryota; Viridiplantae; Streptophyta; Magnoliopsida; Malvales; Malvaceae. The coding region runs from base 1 to 945 and encodes 314 amino acids.